UAGCGUCCUCUGUAGGAUAUUAAUGUGUCACACGUUAAAACUGCAUCGGCUUUUCCACUGGAUUUAUUUCUGUUCUUCAAGUUGAAUUCCGGCUCAUGUCCCUUCUAGCAAUUCACGUCUACAGUUCGAUGUCACAUGACCGGUGAUGUGUGAUGUGUGACGGAAGAGAAUGGAGCGGUUGAGCGGAGUGGUGGAGGAUCAAACAUGAGUGUUUAUUUUAUUUUUUUAUAACUAAGAGUUUGAAUGAAGAUUCCAUGAUCCGAUUUAAACGUUGUGAGAAUGCCGCUGUUCACUAAGAAUAAGAGAAUAGAGCGCGUCAUCUCAACAACUGAACUCUUCAGCAGAUACCCACAUCUGAAGGAACAUGCGAAGCAGUUUGCGUCCAGAUGUCCAGAGCCAGUGGAUCCGAAACACCUGCUGUACGUGCAACAGCGAGAGUUUGCAGCCACCACACCAGCUGACAAUUCUGUCUCUGUUCUGGGGUCUGAUGAUGCCACAACAUGCCACUUAGUUGUGCUUCGACACACGGGCAGCGGAGCAACGUGUCUUGCACACUGUGAUGGCUCCAGCACAUGGACUGAAGUUCCUCUUAUAGUCAAUGCUGUCACUUCUAGAAGUAAUCUUGCUAAAGAGGGCAGACUGGAGCUGCAUCUUGUUGGGGGUUUUGAUGAUGACAGGAAAACAUCUCACGCACUCAGCCUUAAUAUAUUGGCUGCCUUUCAAAAUCACAGAGAAGAAAUUCACCUAGAGACGUGCUGUAUUACAGACAUGAAUGAUGUCAUCAAAGAGGGCAUUCAUCGCCCACUGGUGUAUGGAAUAGGUGUGAAUGUUAAAUCUGGUUACGUGUUUCCAGCUUCAUUUAUAUUUCGAGGUCCAGCGGAGGAGCUUCGAUCUGCACGCACCUUCUCUGGUGGACAGUACUUGUCCACCUCCCCGUAUGCAGAACCUCCUCACUUCAUCCAACACAUCAAAUCCACCAUUCAGUUCCUUCUGGAUCAUCUGACAGCUGACGAUCUGUUUCCUGGAGGACAGCCGCAUUUUUACCGUCGGACUGAAGAGGGCGAGUGGAAGAGAAUUUAUCAGCAGUAGUUUGAACACUGGAGCCUCUGACAUCUGUAACCCACUGAAACUCAACUCAAGGCCUUUGGACGUCUGCCGUUUAAAGUAGAAGCCCCUUUAUACUGAUCUGAAACCUGUUGUGCCAUUUCUCUUGAAAGAGUUAAGAUUGGGAUUAAAGCGCAGCAGGUUGUAGGUUAAUUUUAAAUAGAGUGAAAUAUCUGAUGAUGGUUUUAUUGCCUGCUGGCCCUUACACACAAAUAUGAGACUUUUCUGUUGACAAUUUUAUUUGUAUUAUUUUGUUAUUUGUUAUGGAUGUGAAUGCAAAUAUGUUCAUUUACACAGGGAUCAUAAAACAACUCAUCUGCUUUCAGCACAUUUGUGGGAAACUGUAAAUAUACUGUAGUGUGUUGUUCUUUGCUCAUUGGUGAAGUGACAUAAUCAUUAAAAUAUUUUUGCCAAUUGAAACAUGGUGUCCUUUA
Molecule: messenger RNA, 1538 nt
Organism: Myxocyprinus asiaticus (Chinese sucker)
Lineage: Eukaryota; Metazoa; Chordata; Actinopteri; Cypriniformes; Catostomidae
Product: protein N-terminal asparagine amidohydrolase-like
Exons: 9
Coding region: 280-1089 (269 amino acids)
Biological process (GO): ubiquitin-dependent protein catabolic process
Cellular component (GO): nucleus
Molecular function (GO): protein-N-terminal asparagine amidohydrolase activity
Source: RefSeq, a predicted model, not a curated record